AUGGUGCCGCCGCCCGCCUUGCUGGUGGCCCUGGCCGGGCUGCUGGCGAGCUGGGCGUCCCCGACGCGGGGCGCGGCGUGCGAGCCGGUGCGCAUCCCGCUCUGCAAGUCGCUGCCCUGGAACAUGACCAAGAUGCCCAACCACCUGCACCACAGCACGCAGGCCAACGCCAUCCUGGCCAUCGAGCAGUUCGAGGCGCUGCUGGGCGUCCACUGCAGCGCCGACCUGCUCUUCUUCCUCUGCGCCAUGUACGCGCCCAUCUGCACCAUCGACUUCCAGCACGAGCCCAUCAAGCCCUGCAAGUCCGUCUGCGAGCGGGCCCGCGCCGGCUGCGAGCCGGUCCUCGUCAAGUACGGCCACGCCUGGCCCGAGAGCCUGGCCUGCGACGAGCUGCCCGUCUACGACCGCGGCGUCUGCAUCUCCCCGGAGGCCAUCGUCACCGCCGAAGGCUCGGAUUUCCCUAUGGAUUCUAAUAAUGGCAACUGUAGAGGCACCAGCAUGGAGCGCUGCAAAUGCAAACCUAUAAAAGCUACUCAGAAAACUUAUCUUCGGAACAAUUACAACUACGUUAUUCGGGCUAAAGUAAAGGAGGUGAAGACCAAAUGUCAUGAUGUCACUGCAGUAGUCGAAGUGAAGGAGAUUCUAAAAUCUUCCUUGGUGAACAUUCCUAGAGACACUGUUAACCUGUACACAAAUUCUGGUUGCCUCUGCCCACCUCUUCAUGCUAAUGAAGAAUACAUCAUUAUGGGUUAUGAAGAUGAAGAACGGUCCAGGUUACUCUUGGUAGAAGGCUCCAUAGCUGAGAAAUGGAAAGACCGUCUAGGUAAAAAAGUAAAGCGCUGGGAUCAGAAACUCCGUCAUCCUGGAAAAGGCAGAAAUGAACCUGGGCAAAGCGAUUCUGUUCAGAAAUCCAGCCGGACCAGCAAUCCACGGCAGAGACGAAACUAGGAGUGAAAUGUCAAUUUAAAAAAUCCAUGGACUUGCAUAAAUUAAAGACGUUGGAGCCGCAAAGGAGAAAUUGCACUAUUGCACGUUAUAUUCUUUUGUUUACUAUGAAAUUAUGUUGUAGCCAAUAUUAGUUUUACCUUCCCUCUUGUUUUUUUUUUCCUGGCAUCCAUAGGUGUAUAUACACCCAGAAAAAUUGUAUAUUUUACUCACAAAUAUCUGUGGAUCCCACUUAAUUGGCAAAUGAGAUGAAGUUAGAAGAUAACCAUGGUUAUUGUUUAUAUGUAAUUAAUGCAGUCCAGAGGUCUUAGCAUCUAGUGGUGCAUGUAUGGAUUUCUAUGCCUAACCAAUUACUGGAUUUAGGACACAGAUCUCUGAAGGUAAUAAUGGCUUCUUAAACAAACCCAGUCAUAGGCCAGUUUAGAUGAUCAUCUUUUGGAACAGAGACUGUGUUCAGUGGAGAAUGGUUCCUUCUUGUGACUCUUGCCCAAACCCACAUCCUAUAUAUAUAUAUAAAAGCCCUAGCGUAUUGGCACUUUCCAG
This is a messenger RNA of Gekko japonicus, 1488 nucleotides long. RefSeq names its product frizzled-related protein (gene FRZB). The record is from RefSeq and is a predicted model, not a curated record. The transcript has 6 exons. Gene Ontology annotation, molecular function: Wnt-protein binding. NCBI's taxonomy places the organism in Eukaryota, Metazoa, Chordata, Lepidosauria, Squamata, Gekkonidae. The coding region runs from base 1 to 948 and encodes 315 amino acids. Gene Ontology annotation, cellular component: cytoplasm. Gene Ontology annotation, biological process: canonical Wnt signaling pathway; non-canonical Wnt signaling pathway.